Molecule: messenger RNA, 1598 nt
Organism: Ilyonectria robusta
Lineage: Eukaryota; Fungi; Ascomycota; Sordariomycetes; Hypocreales; Nectriaceae
Exons: 2
Coding region: 29-1453 (474 amino acids)
Source: RefSeq, a predicted model, not a curated record
CUUGGCCCAAGGUCUCUCCUUAAACAGAAUGGAACCCCUAGACAUUCCCCCUGAGUAUGUCUACUGCGUCAAAGCCGGGAAGAAACAUCAUGAUCUCUUUACCACGAUAUACGCUGGCGAAAACUAUUGUGGCCGUUGCGGUUUAGCCAACCCCUUUCAAUCCCAAGGUCGGGCCAGGUCCAGAACUCCAGCCCUUCCGGGCCCCUAUGAUGAGGUGGUUGAGGUCGAAGACUCUCCGCCACAGCCAGCCAGUCCAGCAAGUCAGCUUAUGCGUGACAGACCAAAACCAGUAUCGUCUUCCGGUAUUGGGUACGCGCAACUACUGCCCAACACGGUGCCUGUCUCCAAUGGAGUGACUGCGAAUACACGGGCACGCCUAUAUCCCUCUAAGCCGGCAAGCGAUACUCCCUAUCCGCAAUUCAUGGCGAUCGCAUCGGCGGCCAGUCAGGCCAUUCAAAACACCAAAGGCAGCACCAGAAAGCCUAAGCGGCAGCGCACUGGCUACCAAUGGGUCCACAUCAGUCUCCUGCUCGUGAGCUUGGAGACCAGGUACUUCAAUGGCCUUGCGAUAGAGGUCCCAGAGACGGUGCUGCCUCUAAAUGAUACAGUGAUCAAGUUUAGCGCGGCCGACCUCCUUACCUGGCCUUCAUUCACUCAGGUCUUAUUUGAGCACCUGCGUCCACUCCCAAGCACCAUCGAUCCAACGAACAAAGAGCUUUGGAAUCUUUCUUACGCUUCGUCCUUUUCUGGCAAGAAAAUCGUCACCGUUCCCAACACCGAUAAGUACACGACGCCGUCAAGCAUGCUCGCUUCUGGACACUUUUCGAACAACCAAUCUGGGCAGGUAAAGAUGCUCGUUGUCCUGACAUCGACCGAUGUGGUUGACAAGCAGGAGCCAAUCACCCCGCUAAGGCCAGACGAGUACUUAACGCCUGUCAGGAAAGACAAAAAAAGGAAGGUUAAACAGGAGGACUUAAGCCCAGAGCUGAAGAAGCGUAUCAAGCAAGAGAGGCAGAUCAAGAAAGAGAAGGGUGUGAAGAAUGGGAGACAAGUCAACCAGGAAAACGUAGUUCCAGCUUCCUCCUACUCGAACCCGGCGGUUGAUGAGGGCAGCACAAUCGUCGACAACAUUGUUGUGAAGGUGGAUGCAGCAGAUCUGAGCGAUCUGGAGGAUCCCGUUGACGAUCUAGUGUUCGACAGCGUCUCCGACGAGGAAGGGGAUGAGCGUGAGGCAGACCAAGGCCACGAGAUCGAACGUGGGAAUGACGCAGGUUUUUUAACAGAGUUCAUAAACCUGCAGUCGGCAGUCACACCAGAAUCUAUCGAACAAGCUCCAACACAACAAUUUGAGGAUAAUGCAGUCGAAGGAAUCCCCCCGGCCCACUCAACACGUUUUAGGGGCACGAAGAUCCCCAUGACCUUUGCCUCUCGACCUAGAAAGAGGAGAGAUUGACUAUUCAAGCUACCCAUCAGAGGUGCCAGCGUCCUCCUCGUCAUCACUUAUUCCCUCAAUGUCAUUUCCAUUUUCGUCUUCAACGCCAAGUUCAACAAGCGGCUGUUCUGCUGGUUCCAUAUCUGCAAGCAACUCUUGAUGGGCU